AUGACGGCAACAACAUUCUCUCAGUUCAAUGGUGACACAGAGGGUCUCGAGGUUGCUCAAGCCUUCUCUGCACAGGUUUCUGGCAAAGUUGUGCUUGUGACCGGCGUGAACCGAGGCGGAAUCGGUUACUCAACAGCUGAGGCUUUGGCGUCACAAGGGCCUUCGCACCUCAUAAUCACCGGCCGCUCUCGUACCAAACUUCAAGAAAGCGUCGAUGCGUUGAAGAGUCUCUAUCCUACAGUGAACUAUGUUAUCAUCCAGUUCGACCUCUCAAGCCAACAGUCAGUUCGCGCCGCUGCUGCGGAACUUCUCUGUCGAGAUGACAUUCCGAAGAUAGACCUGCUCAUUAACAAUGCUGGAGUCGCAUUCCUCCCAGAACGCACGUACAGCCCAGAGAAGAUCGAGAUGCAUUUCGCAACCAAUCAUAUUGGCCAUUUCCUCUUCGCCAGCCUCAUUUUACCAAAGCUUAUUAAGGCCACUGAGGAGAGCCCCAAAGGUGCAACUCGUAUCAUCAACGUGUCCAGUGGAUCGCCAAAGUGGGCGUACAUGAGAUGGAGCGACAUCAACUUUGAGAAGAAGAACAAGGACCUUCCGGAAGAAGAGAGGCCCAACUACGACGUGCAUAGAGCAUGGGGAUCUCUUAAUGUCGAAGAGCUGAGCUACAUUCCUCUGGCGGCGUAUAAUCAGAGCAAAGUCGCCAAUUUACUCUUUAGCAUCGGCGCAAACAAGCGAUGGUACGAGCGUUACGGAAUCUUAUCUCUGGCGGUGUUUCCAGGAUGGAUUGAGACAGAACUCGGCAGACAUAUGCCCUCUGAAGUUCGCGAGGCAAUUUCAAAGGUAGGAAACCAGAGGGGGGUGAAGUACAAGACUCUUCAGGCUGGGGGGUCAACCACUGUUGUUGCGGCGCUGGAUCCCAAACUUGGACCGAGUGAGAGAAGAGAAGGAAAGCAGAAUUAUGGUGUAUUCUUGGAAGAUUGUCAGAUUUGCAGCGGUGCUCAUCCUAAGGCUGAGUCUGACGAAGAGGCGGAGAAGCUUUGGGAGCUGUCUGAAAAACUGAUCAGUGAAACCUCUUGA
Molecule: messenger RNA, 1074 nt
Organism: Fusarium odoratissimum NRRL 54006
Lineage: Eukaryota; Fungi; Ascomycota; Sordariomycetes; Hypocreales; Nectriaceae
Exons: 2
Coding region: 1-1074 (357 amino acids)
Source: RefSeq, a predicted model, not a curated record